AGGGAAGGAGGAGGGGAGGAGGACAGACAGAAUGGAAAGAAGUUGUGUUGAGGAAUUUUGCGUCUUGUGUGAAGGGAAAGGCUCUGGUGCUGUGAUGGGAAAGCAGUUGGAGCUGGGAUCUUGAAGGAAAACAGAAGAAACACGAAUUUGGAAUCAAAAAGACACUUUUUUCUUCAAAACCAAAACAAAAGAAAAACUUUAAAACAACUUUGUUUGGACGCUGAAACUUUGAAUAUUGGGCAUACGCAGAAGUUUGUUGUUUUCCCGCUUUAUUGUUUGUUUAUGGCUUGUUUUUUUUAGGAUUUGAAAGAAGACUAAAGUGCUGACGCAUCACAUUUUUGACUUUCUUUUUUUUAAUUUGUUGCUUUUUUUUCUUUUUCGAAACCAGAAACGAGAACUUGGAAGAGGAAAAGCUGAUCUAAAUAAGAAAGCAGACUUUAGCCAAGAAAACACAGCUGUGUGUGUGUGUGUGUAUGAGUGUGUGUGUGUGUGUGGUUUGGUGGCUAUGUUUAUGAAGAUGCGCUGAGGCGAUAUUGAUACACAGACCCUGAAUUACAAAACAAAGGAACCGAAUCGGAACCGAGCGAAGUUAAAAUAUGGAUCUCUUCAAAAUAAAGCUGCUGUUUGUGCUUUUUGUGGCAGUGCUACAUACCCAAGCUUCCGAAACUGUCUCAGGGUUGCGCUUCAAGCAAAGCCCAGGGAAUGUAACUUCAUCACUGGGGAAGCCGGUGGAGAUGCAGUGUGUCCUGAUGAUGGAAGAGGGUGAUGAAGGAGAUGAUGGCCCUCCAGACGUUCUGUGGCUCAGAGAGGGGCACCUGCUCGAGUACUCUGACACCAACCAAGUGCAGAUGCUCUUCGAUGACGACAUGUGGCUCGUCAUCAGUACACUUCGGAUUGCAAAGGUCCAGCUGUCGGACAUGGGCGCCUACCGCUGCGCAGUGAAAAUUGGGGAUGAUGAGACACUGUCCAUUGAAGGACACCUUCAACUGGAAGGUCUCCCACAUUUCUCUGUGGAACCCCACCACAUGUCCGUAGUGGCGAAUGUGAGCCUGAGUCUGCAGUGUGUUGCUCACGGUCCACCUGAACCAGUCCGCAUCAUUUGGCUUCAGGAUGGAGCCCCUCUCAAUGCGCUGGACGACCCCAUGGCUCUUUCUCCGUCCAGCCUCAACCUCACAGGACUGAACAAAACAAGCUCGUUCUCCUGCGAAGCUCACAAUCGCAAAGGAGUAGCAUCAUCCAGUUCUGGAGUUAUAACGGUCCUCCCUUCCCAGCCACAAGAUGUUAAUGCUGUGGAGAUCACUAAUUCCAGCAUUCGUCUGUCCUGGUCCCCAGGCUUUGCAGGAAUUUACACCAUCAAUCUCUGCACAGUUCAGGUUAGGCCAUCAGGAGAGGACUCCGUCUUGAAUCCGGAUCACAUAUUCCACAACCAAAAUGUUAACAUUCCACCUGCCAGUCACCUGAUCUCCGACCUGAAGCCUUUCACCCCAUAUGACAUCAGAGUCGCCUGCCGGAGCAGCCAGGGAGUCUCUGAUUGGACGCCAUGGGUGACCUUCAGCACCAGUGAAGGAGUUCCAGACAGUGCACCAGUGAACAUCACUGCUAUGCUGAACGGGACAGAGUUGCUGAUCAGCUGGGCCGAACCUGACGGCAAGAUGAAUGGAGAGCUACAGGGCUACAUGAUCGAGUAUAGCACACCUAAUACAGAACAGGUCGUGUUGGACGUAGGAAUGGUAACGGAGCUGUCUGUCAACAUGUCAGUCCCCUUAUCAAACAUCACCUUCAGGGUGCGUGCCUACACAGGAGCAGGAUACGGACCAUGGUCCCCGGUGCAGGCAUUGUCUCUUAUCCCUACAGACAUUAGCAACCCACAGUUGGCAGGUCGCUCCUCUCCUCCGUCAUUGUCCUGGCACUGGUGGUACGUGGUCAUGGCCGUGGCAGUAGCUAUAGCUCUGGCAGUGCUCAUGGCAGUAUACAUGGCCAAACUGAGGCGGAAAGAAACACGGUUUGGUGAGGCGUUUGAGCCCAUGAUGGAGAGUGGAGAGCUGGUGGUUCGGUAUCGAGCUCGUCGCACCUACAGCCGCCGCACCAACGAAGCCACAUUGAACUCACUGGGCAUAAGUGAUGAACUCAAACAGAAGCUGCAAGACGUAAUGGUGGACAGACACAAACUAACCCUGGGAAAAACACUUGGAGAGGGUGAGUUUGGCUCUGUUAUGGAAGGUCUGCUGACUCAAGAGGACUCGGUGCUUAAAGUAGCAGUCAAGACGAUGAAGAUUGCUAUUUGUACACGCACUGAGAUGGAGGACUUUCUGAGAGAAGCAGCCUGUAUGAAGGAGUUUGACCAUCAGAAUGUCAUGAGGCUACUAGGAGUGUGUUUGCAGACUGUAGAGAGCGAAGGCUUUCCAUCUCCUGUAGUGAUUCUGCCCUACAUGAAACACGGAGACCUGCACAGCUACCUGCUCUAUUCAAGACUUGGAGACUCGCCUGUAUAUCUACCAUCUCAGAUGCUGGUGAAGUUUAUGACAGAUAUCGCUCGAGGAAUGGAGUACCUGAGCAGCAAGAACUUCAUCCAUAGAGACUUGGCUGCACGUAACUGCAUGUUAAACGAGAACAUGAACGUGUGUGUUGCUGACUUCGGGCUCUCUAAGAAGAUUUACAACGGUGAUUACUACAGGCAGGGCCGCAUCUCAAAAAUGCCUGUCAAGUGGAUCGCGAUUGAAAGCCUGGCAGACAGAGUUUACACCACCAAGAGUGAUGUGUGGUCCUUUGGUGUGACGAUGUGGGAAAUCGCUACACGUGGUCAGACUCCGUACCCCGGUGUGGAGAACAGUGAGAUUUACGACUACCUGAGGCAAGGCAACCGCCUGAAACAGCCUCCGGACUGCCUGGACAGCAUAUACUCCUUGAUGUUCUCCUGCUGGUUGCUCAGCCCGAAGGACCGGCCGAGCUUUGAGGUCUUGUGUUGCCAGCUUGAGAAAGCCCUGGAAGAGCUUCCUGACCCGCAGGACCCUGACGAGAUCCUCUAUGUCAACAUGGAGGAGUCAUCAGGAGAGCUGGGGGCCGUCGGGGGACGGGAGCCCAACAUAGCAAGUGGAAUGUGCUCUCUGGGGCCAUUGAAGGGAACAGAAACAGUGGCAACGGCAGAGAUUCACCCACCAGGCCGUUACGUCAUCUGCCCCCAACACGAGAGCCAGCGCCUACUCAAUGCCGAUUCGCUAGAAAGCCUGAAUCUCACAGGCUCAACGCCGACUUUAUUACUCCAACCGUCCACUCUUGCAACCCCUGUGCCAACCUCUGAGAUGAACACUUCCGAGGAGAGAGAGGGCCCAGGGGGCAAGAGAAUGAUGUGGUAGUGACACUUAAACUGAAUGAAAGACAGUAGACAUAUACAGGCACUGUACUGCCUAAACAGUUAGCUUGAAGAAGGAUUGAGUUAGAGAUUUGUCCUUUGUCCCAUUGUCCUUCAUUUCCACCUCUUCUGUUCGUGGAAGCACACACUUCCCCUGACAUUCCAUAAACCAAGCUUAUCGUAUGUGUACCACAUCCAAUGUUUCUCUGAACUCAUCAUGCCUGGAGUAAGGUUGGAUUGUAGUUUAGGCUUUGAUGUUUAGCGUCCUCUGUGUCAACGUUCUUCUGACUUUGCACGUCUUUUCCACACAGUUCUAGUUCUGGUUUGAUUGAGGGAUUUCUGAAUUUUUAAACUUUUCCAUUCAUUCAUCUAUCUUCAGUAACUGAUUUAUUCUGAUCAGGGUCACAGUGGAUCCAGAGUCUUUCCUGGGAACACUGGGCAUGGGGCGGGAAUACACCCUGGAUGACAGGGCACAAUGCACACACACACACACACACACACACGCAUGCACACACUCAUUCACAACUAGGGGCGAUUUAUUGUAGCCAAUACACCUAUAUGCAUGUUUUUGGGAGGUGGGAAGAAACCAGAGACCCUGGAGGAAACCCACUCAGAGGUUGCAACGCUACCCUCUGCACCACCAUGCCACCCAAAUACAUGGUUAGAGAUGCCACGAAGUAGGUGGCAGAGCCAUUAGACCUCUUCCAUCAUUGUCAAGGGGAAUGUUAACUUCUGCAAUAUUCUGAGGCCCAGCUUGGCCUCCCCAUUGCAAAUUUGUAUUUGUAUAAUUCACACAAACCAAAUAGCAAAUAAUGGCUGUAAUAGUCAUAUCUCAAGGUUGAAGUUUUAGUGCAAGCCCCAUUUAAAAGACAACUUCACAUCAAGACUGCUGACACACACAAACAUCUACCUGUUGAAAGUAAAACCAUUAUUGGAGAAGAAAGCUGAAUCUGAUAAGCUAGCAUAACACCAAGCUAAACUACCACAUGUGAAUCAAGUAUUAGGAGGUCCUCAGGAGAUACUAGCUCUCGAGCCAUUUAUUAAUAAUGCGUAAAUGUCGAUGGCAUGAGAGCAGCUUUGCCAGCAGAUCACUGCCAUGAUCAUCUGUAGAAGGGAAUCAAACAUCUUUAAGCCUGUUUUCACUUAAGACGGCUUUGAGAUUCCACUUGAGGUUUUUUUUUUUAAUUAUUAUUUUUUACUGUAUGCCUCUUCAGAUCUCUUCAAUCCAACAUUUCCAAAGACAGUAACAUGAGCCAACUUGAAGCACUUCUGGCUUUCUAUACAAGCCAUAGACAGAAAACACCAGGUACAAAGUUGAAAAAUGUCUUGUCAGCGAUUUAGGAGAAAGCAAAUGGCUAAUCUAAUCUAAGUUGGAGAAAAUAGUCAUUAUAUACCACCUAUCUUUGUAAACCGGCUCUGAAGUUCAACAAAACCAAAUCCUCAGUACAAUUUUGGACACCAUUAGAAGAAGUUCUGUCACUUUACCUGUCUACCUACCUGGCAGUAGAAUAAAGUAACUAUGAAAUGAAUACACACUUUAUUCAAUAGGUACUGGAGUUUUCUUAACAUGUCAUGUCCGAGACCAGUUUUAUGGUUUCUGUAACAGUGGUUAACAUGGGGUGUUACAAAUCAGCCUAAAUAGGGCACUAGAUAAGACAUGGUUAGGACGUAAACACCGGGCCGGGUACUGUCAUGGUUCAGCAGGGCCUCGACUCAAGCACAGUAUUAUUUGUGUUUGUUAUUGUUGUUUUGUAUAUAUGAAAUCAUUGCACUAAUCAUUUCCAACACGUGUUUUUUUUUUAUCUGUGUGUUCUUCUAUUUCGCAUAUUGCAUUCGUUUGUUCAACAUCCCUCUUAGCACAGAGUAUGUUUGUAAUUUUAUGUUAAAAUGAAAUCAUAUGAAAAAUUGUCACUGAUAGUAUUGAAAAUUGAGACUUUUGAAAAUUUAAAUUUUAAAUGGAUUUUUUUGUUUGUUUGUUUUACAAAGUAUAGCUCAGAAAUCAAAGAAUGUAUGUUCAUUUUACAUGAAAUUUGUGGUACAGACUUCGGUACAUUUUCUCAAAUAUUCAUAUAAUGUCACAACAAUUUUAAACAUUUUUAAACCCAUAUUGAAUUAUGUGAAUUUGUAUGGAGACUAUGUCAAUACUCAGACUGGUCUGUUAUCAGAACAGAGCUGAAAAUCAUAUUUAAAGUUUAUAUGGUCACGUGAAUUUGCCUUAGAUUAUGUUUCAGUUAGGUACAUUAAUACAGGCCAAGCCGUCCACAUGUCCUUAACUGCCAUGAUCUUGAUAUUAGCAUAUAUUCAAUGACUUUUCCCCCAAUAUAAUGAAAAAUAUCUUCUCUUGUACUGCAUAUUCAAGACCUUUUGCAAGAGUUAAAUCAGUUUUCAUAAAAUAACAUUUAUGGUCAAUUCUACAGGGUUUUUUUUUCCACAUCAUAAGCUGUGCAUACUUUGGUAUGAAUAUAUUGUAUUACAUCCAUAUUGACAUUCACAUGUGAGCUACACACUUCAGAGUGCCCUGGGAAAGCCAGUAUUUUGCCUUAAGAUAGUUUUUUAAUAUGUAGCAUUAGGCAAUUAUGUCUAGAUAAUAUGUUGCUAUUAUGUUUUUUGUAAGAUUUUGAUACGCUUUUAUAUGAAAUAAAUGCUAUCUGCACAAUUCAUAAA
Pangasianodon hypophthalmus (striped catfish) is the source of this 6013-nucleotide messenger RNA. Its product is annotated as tyrosine-protein kinase receptor UFO. Bases 597 to 3353 code for a protein of 918 amino acids. Gene Ontology annotation, molecular function: ATP binding; transmembrane receptor protein tyrosine kinase activity; protein binding. The record is from RefSeq and is a predicted model, not a curated record. The transcript is spliced from 19 exons. NCBI's taxonomy places the organism in Eukaryota, Metazoa, Chordata, Actinopteri, Siluriformes, Pangasiidae. Gene Ontology annotation, cellular component: signaling receptor complex. Gene Ontology annotation, biological process: cell surface receptor protein tyrosine kinase signaling pathway; protein phosphorylation; positive regulation of phosphatidylinositol 3-kinase/protein kinase B signal transduction.